CAGGUACUCGAGGCCGCGGCCUUCAUUCCUCUCGGAAAGGCUCUGAGCAAAUAAAGAUCUGGGAUUUAUAUCCCUUUUAGAAGGUGAUCCAUAAAUGUUGGGAAAAGAAGGAGAAAAUGACCAAGUUCCAGGAGGCGGUGACGUUCAAGGACGUGGCUGUGAUCUUCACGGAGGAGGAGCUGGGGCUGCUGGACCCGUCGCAGAGGAAACUGUACCGAGACGUGACUCUGGAGAACUUCCGGAACCUGGUCUCAGUGGGGACUCAGCUCUUCAAACCAGACCUUAUAUUCCAGCUGGAGAGAGAAGAAAAGCGUUUGAUGGUGGAGACCGAAACCCAGAAAGAUGGGUGUUCAGGAAUCAAGAGCCAACAUAACAUGAAGAGUUUUCAAGAAGUGGGAUUAAGCUACCUUUCUCCUAAAGAGCUUUCCUCCUGGCAGACCUGGCAACAGGGUGCAAGUGGGUUAACCAGGUGUCAAGAGUCCAUGAAAAAUUUUCAAAGGAAUAUUUCUAAGUUGCAAAAACAAGGUGAUUCCCCCUGCCGGAUUUGGGCAGGAAUACCAAUGCAGAUUUCUGAAGAUGGGAACUAUAUUUUGACUCCUGGAGAGGAUGGUUUCGAUUACAUAAAAAAUCAAGAGUUUCCAUCUUGGAGAACCCAGCAUUCUUGGAGGAAAAUGUAUCUGGCAGAGCCACAUAAUUAUCAGUGUGGAUGUCAACAAGUUUCCAUGAAAAAUAAUUUCUGUGAAUGUGAUGGUGUCAGUUGGAUCUCACAUCACAAUGACAAUCUGAGAGUACACAGAACAGAAAAAAACCACAACUGCCAUGACUGUGGAGAAGACAUUAUGAAGGUGUCACUGCAUAAUCAAGAUUUAAUUCAAACAAGGCAAAAGCCCUGCCCCUGUAAUGAUUACAGAAAAGUCAUCAGGGAUGACUUCAACUCUGAGGUUCAUCAACAGUUAGACUUAGAAGGGGAAUCCCAUACAUACAGUCCAUGUGGAAAGGGCUGUAGUUAUAAUUCAGUUCUUCAUACUCAUCAAUGUGUUCAUAGAAGAGAUGAUAGUAUUUUUGAGAGUUCACAUCUGCAAUCCCAUCAGAGAGAACAUACAGAAGAGAAGCCAUGUAUAUGUGAAUAUGGUGAGAACUUGAAUCGGUGCUCCUCUCUUAACAUGUAUGGACUUAUUCACACAGGAAAGACAUCCUAUAAUUAUGAGAAAGCCUUCAGUCACAGCUUAGACCUCAGUGGUAUUUUUAGGGUUAGCACUGGGCAGGAACCCCAUGAAUAUAAGGAGAAUGGGAAUGUCCUUAAUCAUAGUUCUCAUCUGCAAGUCCAUCAGAAAAUCCACACUGAAGAGAAACUAUGCACCGAUUUAGAGUAUGAGGAAGGUUUCAUUUGUAGCUCAAAUCUUAAUAUUCAGCAUAGAAUUCACAUGGAAGAGAUUCCCCAUAAUUCGGAGGAGUGUGCUAAUGGCUUCAGUCUGCCCUCACAUUUUCAGAACCUUCAGAUAGUCCAUCCUAGGGAACAACCAUAUAAACAUUAUUCAUGUGGUAACAAUGUCAGCCAAAAUUCAUAUCUUCAAGGCCAUCAGAAAACUCACAUUGGAGAGAAACCAUAUAAGGAGUAUGGAAAUGGCUUCAAUUGGAAUUUAAAACUUAAAGGUCACCAGAGAGUCAAUACUGGAGAGAAGCCAUACAAAUGCAGUGCUUGUGGUAAAGACUUCAGUCAUAGAUCAGUUUUUAAUGUCCAUCAGAGAGUCCACACAGGAGAGAAACCUUAUAAAUGUGAGGAGUGUGAUAAGGGAUUCAGUCGUAGUUCAUACCUUCAAGCCCAUCAGAGAGUCCACACUGGAGAAAAACCAUACAAAUGUGAAGAGUGUGGGAGGGGCUUCAGUCGCAAUUCAUACCUUCAAGGCCACCAGAGAGUUCACACUGGUGAAAAACCAUAUAAGUGUGAGGAGUGUGGGAAGGGCUUCAGUCGGAGUUCACACCUCCAAGGCCAUCAGAGAGUCCACACUGGAGAAAAACCCUACAAAUGUGAGGAGUGUGGGAAGGGAUUCAGUUGGAGCUUUAACCUUCAAAUUCAUCAGAGGGUUCACACAGGAGAGAAACCCUAUAAAUGUGGGGAAUGUGAUAAGGGCUUCAGUAAGGCCUCAACUCUUUUGGCCCAUCAGAGAGUUCACACCGGAGAGAAGCCAUACCAAUGUGAUGAGUGUGGUAAGAGCUUCAGUCAGAAAUCAUACCUUCAAAGCCACCAGAGUGUCCACACUGGAGAGAGACCAUACGUAUGUGAAGUGUGUGGGAAGGGCUUCAGUCAGAGAGCAUAUCUUCAAGGUCAUCAGAGGGUCCACACUAGAGUGAAGCCAUAUAAAUGUGACAUGUGUGGGAAGGGCUUUAGUCAGAGUUCACGCCUUGAAGCACAUCGGAGGGUUCACACAGGAGGGAAACCAUACAAAUGUGAGGUUUGUACGAAGCGCUUCAGUGAGAGUUCACGUCUUCAAGCACAUCAGAGGAUCCACAUAGAAGGGAGGGCCUAUAAAUGUGAACAGUGUGGCAAGGGUUUCAGUGGAUUUUCAAGUCUUCAAGCCCAUCACAGAGUCCACACUGGGGAAAAGCCAUACAAAUGUGAGGUGUGUGGAAAGGGCUUCAGUCAGAGAUCAAAUCUUCAGGCUCACCAGAGAGUCCACACAGGAGAGAAACCAUACAAAUGUGAUGCAUGUGGUAAGGGUUUUCGUUGGAGCUCAGGUCUCCUAAUUCAUCAAAGAGUCCAUAGUGAUACGUUUUAUAAAAGUGAGGAGUAUGGUAAGCAUUAUCCAUCAGAUAAUCCAUACACAAAUGAGAUCCUGUAAAAUGGUAUUUUGUUUUGUUUUGAAGUCCUCAAAUGGAAGCUGAAUUUUCCCGUUUAUCCGAGUUCUUAUAGUAGAAAAAGAUUAUCUUUAAUGAAAAUGUGAUGUUUUAACCCAACCUCACAAUAUUCACAAUAGGAGACCACACAGCAAAUAUCUAAUGAGAGAGGUGUUUCAUAAGGGAUGUAUAGCAUCAGUCAUUGCACAUGACUUUAACUCAGGGGU
Messenger RNA from Eptesicus fuscus (big brown bat), 3062 nucleotides. RefSeq names its product zinc finger protein 112. Lineage: Eukaryota; Metazoa; Chordata; Mammalia; Chiroptera; Vespertilionidae. Bases 117 to 2840 code for a protein of 907 amino acids. The transcript has 6 exons. Gene Ontology annotation, molecular function: RNA polymerase II transcription regulatory region sequence-specific DNA binding; DNA-binding transcription factor activity, RNA polymerase II-specific. Gene Ontology annotation, biological process: regulation of transcription by RNA polymerase II. Gene Ontology annotation, cellular component: nucleus. The record is from RefSeq and is a predicted model, not a curated record.